AGGCCCGCCACGCUCCCUCCCACCACCACGACCACCCGCCCACCCAUGUCAGGAGCCAUCGUUUCUCCCAACUCCGCGGGGGCUUCUUAUCGCUCACUGCUAUCUGUACACGGCACCUGGCUACUAAAAGUAUUCCAUCUUGGCCGGCCCGCGCGCGCCUCCACGCGUCCCGCGUCGACGCCACACGCCCAGGAUGGCGACGGCGCGCCACCGCGGCAUGCCGCGGCGCGAAUGCAACCUGCUGAUCAGGACCCUCGCGAGGCGCGGCAGCUACGCCCGUGUCAUGGCGGUCUACUACGACCUCCGCGGGCGCGGCCUCGUGGCGGACAGCUUCACCUACCCGUUCGUGUUCAGGGCCAUCGGUGCCCUCAAGCUACCGGUCGAGGGACGCAAGGCGCACGCGGCGGCCCUGAAGACCGGUUUCCGGUGGGAUGCCUACACCGCGAGCUCGCUCAUGGACAUGUACACGACGGUGGACCGCCCGGAAGUCGCGCGGAAGGUGUUCGAUGAAAUGCCGCAGAGGGCGCUGGUCGUGUGGAAUAUGAUGAUCAGGUGCUAUGUCAGGCGCGGCCGAAACACAGAAGCGGUUGCUUUGGCUGAGGAGAUGGAAAGGGGCGGUCUAACGCCCGAUAGGGUCACGCUGUUGACCGCACUCACCGCGUGCUCCAGAGCCGGUGAUCUGAGCUUAGGAAGGAGAAUUCAUGCCUACAUGGAUGGAGUCACUGGGUUCAGCCUCCCAGUUGCAAAUGCACUGCUGGACAUGUACAUGAAGAAUGGCUGCUUGGAAGAGGCGGUGAAGCUGUUCGAGAAAAUGCCGUCGAGGAACAUCAUUUCUUGGACUAUACUUGUGUCUGGAUAUGCCUUUGCCGGACAGGUGGACAAGGCGAGAUUACUCUUCCACCAGUGCACAGAGAAGGAUCUAAUUAUGUGGACUGCUAUGAUCAACGCGUAUGCACAACAUGGAUGCUUCGUGGAGGCAUUGUCGUUGUUUCGAGACAUGCUAAUGCAUCAAGUUGAGCCAGACAGGUUCACUGUUGUCACUCUCCUGACAUGCUGUGCCAAUCUUGGCGCGCUCGAUCAAGGUGAAUGGAUCCACCAGCUUGCUGAAGGUAAGAAGAUGAAGCUUGAUGCAGUUCUUGGCACGGCAUUGAUCGACAUGUAUGCCAAGUGUGGGCAUGUAGAGAAGUCGGUGGAGGUCUUUGAACGAAUGCAAGGCAGAGACACUACGGCUUGGACUGCCAUUAUCUGCGGCCUGGCCACAAAUGGUCAGGCAGGUAGAGCCCUCGAAUUGUUUGAGGGUAUGGAGAAAAGCAAUGCUAAGCCUGACAGCGUUACCUUCAUUGGGGUGCUGAGUGCAUGUUGCCAUGGUGGCUUGGUUGAUGAAGGGCGGAAACAGUUUCGUGCCAUGAAGGAGGUUUAUCGGAUACGACCAAGAGUUGAACAUUAUAGUUGCCUUGUCAAUCUUUUAGGUCGUGCUGGUCAACUUGAUGAAGCUGAGAAGUUGAUCAAGGAUAUACCAAUUGACAAGGACGCUAUGCCACUGUUUGGUGCACUCCUCACUGCUUGCAAGGCUCAAGGCAAUGUCGAGAUGAGCGAAAGGCUGACCAAACGAAUAGGCAAGCAAGGCUACCAAAUUCCUGAUGUGGAUUUGCUCAUGUCUAAUGUGUAUGCAACUGCAAGUCGAUGGGAGGAUGUAUUAAGAGUAAGGAGCAAGAUGGCACACCCCAGUGUCAAGAAAAAUGCAGGGUGCAGCUUGAUCGAGGUGAAGGGAUACUGAAAAUGGCAGGUGGCACUUGCACAUCUAGUGCUUCAACAUAGGAAUGGCUAAAACAUCCAUUAGUCUGAGUAAUUUUUCCUUGUGAUCCAUUGAUCUGAGUUCAGAUCAAUUUAGCUGUGGUGAGUCAGUUCGUUAAUGUAACGCCCCAAGACCGACGCUCCAGAAGCCUUCCAGUUAUUUCA
Molecule: messenger RNA, 1959 nt
Organism: Triticum aestivum (bread wheat)
Lineage: Eukaryota; Viridiplantae; Streptophyta; Magnoliopsida; Poales; Poaceae
Product: pentatricopeptide repeat-containing protein At1g31430
Exons: 1
Coding region: 194-1777 (527 amino acids)
Biological process (GO): RNA modification
Molecular function (GO): RNA binding; protein binding
Source: RefSeq, a predicted model, not a curated record